AUGUGUCGUGUAGUUUUGGCGGGGACUUUUGUAAAUAUCGACAGUUCAGAAACAUGGAGGAGUCUGAGAAGAACAGUGAAUCGGUUUCCGUUAAAAGUGAUGUGGAUAAAGUUAGUGACAGUGGUGAAGUUUCAUCACGAGCAUCAACUCGCCGCAAUGAUUCGGUUAAAUCAUCUCAGUCGAAGCCGAGACUCAAACUGUUUAAAAAGGUGACGGAGAAAAGUCUGCAGUGGCUGGUGGAGAACGCAAGUUUCGACAGGUUUUCCCACUACCUCCAGCCGCUGUCAACGCAAAACCCCCAGCUGACUGAAGCCAUGCACAAACAGUUCGUCAACCAACUACAGACAUUAGUGCAGAAAGAAAUUGCUAGUGUGAUUGAGGAAGGAGACCUGCAAGUGAAGCUGGAUGAGUUGGACAAUCUGGAGGAGCUUGCUAAAGACACAUCAGAACCUGCAUGGCGGCCAAGUGGAAUUCCAGAGCAGGAUGUGUGUAGUGAUUUAGUGAUAUAUUAUAAGAAACAGGAGGAAUACAUGCGUCUACAGCUGAAGAAACUCCAGAAGGAGAACGCUGGACUUGCUCAGAGAGUACAAGCCGGCCGAGAGACCAUCACCCACACAGAACAGUGCAUUUCCACAACAGCAGAAGAAUGGAGGGCUUCUCUUGAGGAUCUGGAAGCAUUUGUCUUGACUCUUUCCUCUUCUGAAAACUUUGAUUCGUUGUGACAUCUGUGGACUAAGGAACAUUUUUGAACUUGUGAAACCUUUUGAUGUCAUUGUGCCUUUGCAUGGUUUAUUUUUUGUUAUACUAUCCCACUAGUAUGUGUACUUUGUUUCGUUCCUUGCACUUUCUUAACAGUGUUGUGUCAAUGUAUAUUUAUCUCGGUUUAGAGAAUAAAUAAACAAAAAUACAAGUGUC
This is a messenger RNA of Myxocyprinus asiaticus (Chinese sucker), 915 nucleotides long. Its product is annotated as polyamine-modulated factor 1-like. NCBI's taxonomy places the organism in Eukaryota, Metazoa, Chordata, Actinopteri, Cypriniformes, Catostomidae. Gene Ontology annotation, biological process: chromosome segregation. The transcript has 5 exons. Gene Ontology annotation, cellular component: MIS12/MIND type complex. The coding region runs from base 54 to 722 and encodes 222 amino acids. The record is from RefSeq and is a predicted model, not a curated record.